GGAGAGUAGAGUGGAGAGGAGGCACUGGUGGCGUGCAGUCGAGCUUGAUUGGAGAGGACACGCGCGAGGACACGAGACCCCUCCAAGGGCCACAUUGCCAUAUGAGCGUAGAAGGCAUGCAUGGGUCGCGAAACACAGGACACAAGGGCACCGUUGAUUUGGCAAGAUUGACUUGCUAACCAAACUCGACUGUAUGCUUGGCCGCUGGCAUUCGUAUGGAGAAACGCCCGCGCACAGCUCGGCUCGAAGCAGGAGCAUCGCUGGAACCGAACGCCCGGCGCCUGCACAACGAAAUGCGACAGAAACGAACCACUCCGCCUCUGACUGAAUAAGCAACAGAGCAUUGUAAGGCUUCGAGUUGCUCGGCGUCCCCCGAUUGACUCGGCAAUAGGUGCAGAUAGAAGCCGUGCAACGGUCAGAGCCUCGUGCCAGACAGAGCGGGGCGGCAGACGGAGAGCGCAUUCGGCACAGGUGGCCGCAGACGGAAUCGGAGCGCACUGCGGCUGUUCCAGCCAGCAAGGCGGCAAGGCACGAAGCUCAUGCCAGCCCGUGCCAGCCAGAAGAGCUAGAUGCGAACGGCGGCGAUUCAAAUGAACGCCGCCGACGAGUGGAAGAGGAAGAGGGGAGGAGGAGAGGAGGAGGAGGAGGAGGAGGGCGUCGCCGCUGCAAGUGCAGCAGCGCGCUGCGGGGAGGAGCAGCACGCGGAGAGUGGCCAGGUCACAGGAUGCGGUGGCCAGCCAGGCGAGCACACGGAGGAGAGACCCGAGUGGCGCGGGGGGGGGGAGAGGAGGAGGCCAGAGAGCACGGAGCGGAGAGUGGAGCUGUCCACGAGGAGCCCCGUCACCGCCCCCCCAUGGGUGCCUGGACGCCGCCGCCCUCGGAGCCACCUCUCCCUCCUCCGGGCACCGGGCCGGGCUCGAGUCCGCUGCCCUGGUGGCGGCGUGGCGCCCACGGCCCCCGCGCGGCCGUCGCACGGCGGGGGCCGCAGUGACGCGCUCCGUCGCCGUGCAGACCGCGCCGCAUCGCCGACGCUUCGCCGACUCGUCGGCGACGCAUCGGCGACGUCGGCGACGCUUCGGCGCCGUCGGCGUGGAGAAAAUAGGGCUCCACGCCGAGCCGCAUCACCGACGCGAUGCGGCGUGCCACGCUACACGGCGCUGCUGGGCGGCUCGCCCAAGCGCGGGCUGCAGCUACGCGCGGCGCCUGAACAUCGUGCACUGUGCAGACCACUUGCAAUUUAAGCCGUUGGUCUCAGUCCAAUCUGAAUCGACGCAGCUCCGAAGAAAGCCGAGGCAGCCAGGCUCGGCGCAACGCCUUCGGGUAAAACAAAAAAUUGGAUUGGCGCGCUCGCAGCGCUAUCCUACGACGUUCUGGGAAAAAGGCUUGAAAUGGUAGCGGUAUUGGAAAUGCACGGCUGCCCGAGCCAUUGGGCACUGCGGGCGUUGCACAACCCGGCGCGGCGCGACGCAAUUGAAGCGCGGCCGGAAAACCGGGCCGCGUCUGAGACGCGGUCCGCCCGGCAAAAACUGGCCGGCGGCGCUGGCCGCUCUGCGUGUGCAAAGGCGCAGAGUGCCCACCAGGAGGUCGGGGAGCAGCUGCUGGGAAGCUGGGAGGCACACGCGGCCGGAUUCCCAGACAUCCUCGACGCAGAGCCCCUCCCCGACGAAAAGGCUUCCUUCUUCAGCGGCCCGACUGUGAAUUCUCAGCUGGCGCCAGCGGCUCGCACGGUGCCGCGCGGCGUCGGCAGCGCGGUGGGGCAGG
Prorocentrum cordatum is the source of this 1761-nucleotide messenger RNA. The record is from the annotation of a GenBank genome assembly. NCBI's taxonomy places the organism in Eukaryota, Dinophyceae, Prorocentrales, Prorocentraceae.